Molecule: messenger RNA, 504 nt
Organism: Erythranthe guttata (spotted monkey flower)
Lineage: Eukaryota; Viridiplantae; Streptophyta; Magnoliopsida; Lamiales; Phrymaceae
Source: RefSeq, a predicted model, not a curated record
AUGUCGGAUCCAUCAAACGGAUACCUAUACGGUGAUAGCUGUGUGUUUGGUGUUGAGGUUUUUGUGAUCAAAAGAGAACCGGUCAUUGAAUAUGUAUGUCUGAAGAAUUUUGACGUUCUUCACAAGCGUGAUUGGAAGAUUCAAAACUUCUCCAAACUCGGAGACGAAUGGAAAUGUGAAGAAUUCUGUGUUGGAGGCCACAAAUGGAAGAUUUGUCUUCACCCAAAAGGAACUGGAGAAAAACCUGGCCGUUACAUCUCCAUCUUUCUGCAAAAUGUUUGUUCCAAAAGUUUCAAGGCAUCUUUUGCCAUAUGCGUAAAAAACCAACUUAAACAACCUGAUAAACGGGCUGUUACUGAUCACUCGUUUACGGCUUCCAAAAAUGAUUGGGGAUGGCAUUCAUUCAUUGAGCUUGCAGCUAUUAAUGAUCCCAAGAAAGGGUUCGUUGUCGAAGAUUGUUUUCUUCUAGAUGUAGAAAUAUCAUCUGUCCAAGAUGUUGCAUAA